GUUUAUUCAUUAUUCAGCUAUUGCUACGUCUCCGGAAAGUAUUAUGUCUGUUCGGCUUCUUGAGGAAGGCAAAAGUUCAGGAGAGUUGGACACAGCGAAAGUGGGUUGCACUGGUAGUUUCCUCGGAAGCUUUCGUCGUAAAGGCUCGGUGUUAAAAACGGAAUCUAAUUUACAAACCCAAGUUCCACUGGCAUCGGAAUAUAAGCAACGCAGCUGGAUCGACUCUCUUUGUCAAGACAAAGAGACGAUUAGUAUCUGGCUUCAAAAUGGAAAAGCAGGUAUCGAUACGCACCUUAAUCAAUACCCAGCACUGCUCGACCUCAAAAAACAAUAUGCAAAAGAUGGGGCCAUGUUGCGAAAUCUUCUUGAUCCGAAAGCAGAGAUGAGCCAACUUUUGCAGAAAAAACUCGAUAAGGCCCUAUUAGACAUAUCUACUAUGUCCGGAGUAGACAACCAAUCGGCUGGACAUCUUGCCCAUUACGCUCUGGUCUUUGCAGAGAUAACUUCUACCAGAGGCGGUAGUAUCACUCGACUUGACUCGGUUAUUCGGGCACGUAUCCGCAAAACGUUGGACAAGAUUCAUGGAAAGAUGGAUGACCGGAUUGCAAAAGUAUUCACAGUUUUGAAAGAAUUGUGGAAGAAACCUGCACCCCUUCCUUUUAGAGAGGACCCGUUUUAA
This is a messenger RNA of Puccinia graminis f. sp. tritici CRL 75-36-700-3, 679 nucleotides long. RefSeq lists its product as uncharacterized. The transcript is spliced from 4 exons. Bases 44 to 679 code for a protein of 211 amino acids. Gene Ontology annotation, molecular function: ATP-dependent activity, acting on DNA; ATP binding; DNA binding. The record is from RefSeq and is a predicted model, not a curated record. Gene Ontology annotation, biological process: DNA metabolic process. NCBI's taxonomy places the organism in Eukaryota, Fungi, Basidiomycota, Pucciniomycetes, Pucciniales, Pucciniaceae.